GGCGACGGGCAUGGAGCGAGCCGGGCGCCGGCAGCAUGCAGCAGCAGCAGCAGCAGCAGCCCCGCGGCGGCGAGGAGGACUGCGGGGAUUCGGGAGCCGAGACGGGCGGGUCUGAGUACAGCCGCAUGUCCUCUACCAGCAGUGAACUUUCUGUGGAAGACAUACAGGACCCAUUCCUUGUCAGUGUACAUAUUAUCACAGACCCCGGUGAAUCCAAGACUCUUCAGCAAGCGAUCGAUAAGCUUCUGGCCUGGAUCCAUCCAGAACUCCAGCUGUUUCGAGUCUCAGAAAGACGUGUGUCCAAGAAGCACAGGAAGCCAGAUAAAGCUGGUGUUUCCCAGCCAGCCCUCGCCGUCAUUCUGUUCCUGCAGGAGGAAUAUGGAGAAGAACCCAUCUUGCAACUCCAUGAAACCUUUCAGCGGCCACCUUGGCAUUACCACCACACAGAACGAGUGCAUGGGAAGUUCCUCCCUUACAUGCCAUGCAGCCAGGACUUUUACACUUUGGCUCCAGAGACUCCUCUGUGGGCUAUUCGUCCAGUGCAUUAUGGGAAAGAAAUCAUCCGCUUCACAAUAUACUGCAGAAAUGAAAACUUUGUUGAUAUCUUGAAGUUUUAUGAGUUAAUACUGAAAAGACCAGUAUGUCAGAAAAAAGCGGACUUCUGUGUUUUUCCUAUCUAUUCUAACAUGGAAAUAGACAUCCAGUUUUCUUUAAAAAAACUCCCGAAGGGCCACGUGCCAAUGCCAACUGAGUCAGCAGUGCUGGAGUUCAGAGUGAAAGAUGUUGGACAACUUGUUCCUCUCCUGCCCAACCCUUGCAGCCCGAUCAGUGAAGGCAGGUGGCAGACUGAAGAUCAUGAUGGAAAUAGGAUCCUCUUGCAGCAAGCACGCAGUUGGUGUAGAAAGUCUGCAAAGCAGAACAAGCAACCAUAUCCAUCUGUGUCAACAGAUUCCCACUUCACCACUUUGCCAGGCUUUCAUCCUCAGAGCCACCAAUCUGUCCCUGAACAGCCAAAAGAAAUGAGUCAAAACAAGGUGCAUCAUGCAAAUGGCCUUGGUCAUUAUCUUGGUUUCUCCCAGCAGGACCUCAGACACAGUGAUCAAGAAGACUUCACACGCAGAUCCAGCAGUGCCUCCAGCAUUUUGUGGUCAUUUCAACGAAGCAAAUCUCUGUUCUGUUUGCCUACGGUGAGUUCCUCCUCAGCCUCAGAGACUGCUCAUUUCAGUGAAGCGUUUCAGUUUUUAAAUACUGAGUCACCUGCAACCAGGUUAAAAACAUGGAGAUGCAGCCCUAGGCUUAAUAUUGAUGACUUGGAGGAUGCACAGGAGACUGAUGUGGACACAGGGAGGAAGCUGUCCUUCUCAGACCUCUCUGUGGUCUCUGCAUACUCUGCCCUUAACAGAUUUUGCAAUGACUUGGAAGCCUCUCUUCCACCACAGAAGCAAACCUGCAGUACGAGUACAAAGGCUUCUACCAGUGGAAGGCCUGUAUCCACCAUGUGCGGUACCUUUGAUCCUAUGGAUGGUUCUCUGCCAUCUCUCUCUGAAUGGUCUUCCAGCUCAUUCAUGUCAGCAUCCCUCUCCAAGCAGCCCAAACAGUCUUCGAGAACAGCCUCUUGUUCCCUUGAUGAUUGUGGUAGCAUUUUCCCAGCUUCACCAACUAAUGACGAAGAAUUUUACAUCUGAGAUUUCUCUGUCUUGCACCUUCUGGAGCAAAUUUCUUCUUGUGAUGACUGGGCCCUCCUUGAGCUUACAGAAGUUUCCUCGUGGAAGAGAAGGUGAUGCAGAGGAGUAUGCUAGAUGUUUGAAGAAAGCUCCUGGAUCCCUCAAGAGAUGAAUAUCCCCAAAGUAUGUACCAUAAAGCAGUCUGAGCUGGUGCCCAGUACCUCUGCGCUGGGAGAGAUGAUCUGCACAAAGAUUUGUCCAUGCCAGUGCAAGGCAGAGGGUUUCUACGACUGACCCUUACACCAUUUUGGUGAAUAAAAUUCCAGAAAAGGUACAAAAUAAUCCAAUUCUCUUUGACACAAACUGAAGAGUAAUUUGUGACACCAAGCUGCUUUAAAUUUUCAGAGAAAUUCCCUUAACUCAGAAAGAUGGGAGUGAGUACAAAGAGAUUUUCUUUCCUGCUUGCAAGUUCCAAAGGUAGCUAUAAGGACAGCAGGUCCCAGUAGCGUGUCUCCAGUAGGCUCAGAGAAGUUUCCUGUGAGGUUGCCCAUCAUUCUGUCUAAUAUCUGAGAGUUUACACUGCUGGGAGGAAAGAAGCUCCAUUCCUUCCACAGGGAAGAGGGAGCUCACUGGAUAUCUUUUCUUUGACUGUACAGAGUAUGGAAAGUGCCAAACUGGAAAUUUUAUGUAACUUUUUCUACUCAUCUGAACAUGAAGCCCAUUCUUUCCAGCUGAGACUGUAGUCCAGCCAGUGGUAAUGUAAGCCAGUGGUAAUUCAAGUAAACAUUAUUUACUACCUCUAACUCAGAGAAUUGAGAGUUUACCUUUUUGAAAUACAAAACAAGAAAAAUAACCCAGCAUUUUUAUACCUUGCUACACCACCAAUCCAAAAUAUAUAACAACUUCAUUUUUUUAAGGGUUGUUAUUUUUCUGUAAAGAUAAUUGAUGCAAAGAUGUAUUCUUCAUAUUUCCAGAUCAAGCUUAUUUGUUCUUCUCAAAUCAGUCUGUCCAAGAAAACAAGUCAAAAUUUACUGGCUUUUCAAGUUGUGUUUUUAAAAUACACAUUCUUGAUAACCUGUUUUGCUACAAUUAAAUUGAUAUUUAAAAAAGAAUAAAUUGUACGUAAAAAGCUAUUAAUAUGGCAGCUAAGUAACUUCAGUGCAACUUUAAGCUCAAGUAUGGAAGGUUUAGAUUGGAUGUCAGGGGGAAGUCCUUUAUGGAGAGAGUGGUGAGGUGCUGGUACGGGCUGCCCGGAGAGGUUGUGGAUGCCCCGUCCCUGCAGGUGUUGAAGGCCAGGUUGGAUGGGGCCCUGGACAGCCUGGUCUAGUAUUAAAUGUGGAGGUUGGUGUCCCUGCCUGCAGUGGCUGGGUUGGAACUUGAUGAUCCUUGAGGUCCCUUGCAACCCAAGUCAUUCUGUGAUUCAUUCUGUGAUUCAUACUAAGUAAUAUUUAUAGAUUGUGUCAUGCAGAUUCUGAAAACUUACUUCUGUGCCAGAGAGAAGUGAUGCUGAUUACAGCUUUGGUCUAGCCAGUAAGAAAAUGGCUGUGUUAAAAGGUGUAUGUUAAAUGCUGCAUGAAAUCUAUACACAGGUGCAGAUGCUGAAGGCUUACCAUGAUGGCACUGAAUAAAAAUGCAUUUGUGAAGAAAAAUGUUUAUAUUGCUAGGGAGUCUCACUGUGAAGAAUUUCUGCUUUAAACAAACAAACAGAUAUAAAUUAUCACACACAUAAUCUAAAUAAUAGUUGUGAAAUUUGGAACAGAUCUCUUGUCCCAUUGUAAUUAUUUCAGUAAAUGCAGUUUGUGCAAACAGUUCUGGAAGAAAGUCUUAGGGAAACUGAAUACACAUUUGUAGGGGAGGAGGGGGAAUUUCAUUAAACUUGUGCCUCAAAUCCAGAUGAGAGCAGAGGCAUUGUCAAAGCCAGGAUAUCACUCCCCAAUAUUUUUUCUUUUUGUUGUUACUUUCUUCACACAGAGAAAGGCAUCAGGCUUAAGUGCAAGUCUCCUCUUUGUGAGAUGCAAUCUUAGUGUGUACCAGAGGUAGGCUGGUCUUCUGUGCUAAAUAUGAUGUAUAAAUAGGAAAUUCUCUUGGGGCUGAAAGAGCAUAGGAGGCUAUCAGCCUUCUCCUGUCCUCACAGCUGUUUAGGUUUGCUGCAAUUUUUGGUAAGCCAUUCUCUUAAGAAAUGCCUGAGACCAGAAGUAUUGCCAAUGAAGUAUUUGUCAUGAUAUGCAUGUGUUUCCCUGCUCUACAGGCAGAAUAUGUGUUAAACACUAUGAGGUUUUCCGGUAGCUUGGAAAUCACUCUGCAAGCAGCAAUGCCCAGGACAGACAGGCUCCACCAGUUAGAAAUUAUGAUUUUCUGUCAUAUCUGUGAUAGUACAAAGAAAAAUGAUGGACUAGAGUUCUGUAUUUGUUGGACUGCCGUUUUAUCAACACCAGCCACUUCCAGAUACAACAUAAAAUUGGUUCAAAUCUGUUAAAAUUGUAUUAUUUCUUAUUUGGAAGAGGGAGGAAAAAAAGAGAAUUACAAAAUAUUUUAAUAACACAGAUAACAUUUGAUCUGGGCAUGAAAUCAAAGUAUUCAGAGAACUGAUUUCAGCUGAUGUGUUUGUUAGAUCCUGGUAUCAGGCCAACAUCCAAGCUCUUGACAAAAGCUGAUUGGGUUAUCUAAUGCAGAGUAGGCUUUGAAAUGUCUUUCAGCUCUGCAGGAAGUUCAGCUCUGCAGGAAGGUGUUCAGCAUAUCUAGGGUCAUCUCCUGACACCUCAGGAAACGCUGGUGUUGGAAGUCUACAAGCAAAAAUAGGAGAGCUCAAGUGACAACUGUGAUGCUUAUGUGUGCUAUGAACCUGGAGCUCCUGAAUCAUCUGACCUACAGAUUUUAUCCCAUUAAUCUUAACAGGAAGAGAGCCAAAUGAACUUCCACAGACUGAAUUUAUGGUGUCUCCACUGAUUCUGUCUCCAAGUAUUUCUGUUCUGUUUACUGAUACUUAACUAGAGAUGAAAGUUUUCAUUGUUUACAUUCAUGGUGCUUGUAAACAAAUUCUGAAGUAACUGAGUGUUUUACUGUCAGGAAAAAAAAACAGCAAAGGUAGUGUACAUAAAAACAUUUUGUUUGUAACGGAGAAAGCCAGAAGUUGAAGAGUGUUUUACUGAAGGUAAUAUUCAUUCUCUUUCCAUUAUUUAAGAAGGCACUGAUCUCAUCAGAAAGCUAAAUAUGCACAGGUUUUAUGGUAUUUACCUAUGUGUCAUUUUGUUUAGGUUAAAUUAUGAAUAAUGUCAUUGAGAACUGCAGGUUUUCCCCGGACUCUUUCUACUUCUCACCCUAAAAUGUGUUGUUUCUGUUAAAUAAAAUAGAGAGAAAAAGUCAUCUGUGCUUAUCCUUCUGUAUGCUCAUUUAUGAAGUAUUGCAGAUUCACUGACUCUAUUAACUAGGCUUCAAAAUGAGCGCAGUGACACAGGCUCCCCAGUGUCUGUCAGUGGGAUAAUUGCAACAAAAACAUUGCAAAAAUAUUUUUAUGUUAGACUCAUCUUUGCCUCUGCAGACCGGAUCUUUUGUUUCUCAUUGUAUUAUUGUAAAUCAUUUGCUCCAGUAAAGAUGAAAGAUGAAAUAGGAACUGUGACAAACAUUGCUAUCUUGUGUGCUUAAACCCCCUCUUGGUUUAUUUCAUCUACACUGAUCUUCCUCAGUGUUUCCUUUUUAUUUCCAUCUAUGUGGUGAUACCUAGUAUAUAUUCUUUUAUUCCUCUUGUGAGAUUUGUCUGCAUAUCAACAUUACAUUGUACAUGCAAAACUA
This is a messenger RNA of Gallus gallus (chicken), 5453 nucleotides long. RefSeq names its product family with sequence similarity 124 member A (gene FAM124A). The record is from RefSeq and is a predicted model, not a curated record. The transcript is spliced from 4 exons. Bases 36 to 1685 code for a protein of 549 amino acids. NCBI's taxonomy places the organism in Eukaryota, Metazoa, Chordata, Aves, Galliformes, Phasianidae.